This is a messenger RNA of Ceraceosorus guamensis, 1831 nucleotides long. RefSeq names its product S-adenosylmethionine decarboxylase. Gene Ontology annotation, biological process: spermidine biosynthetic process; spermine biosynthetic process. Gene Ontology annotation, molecular function: adenosylmethionine decarboxylase activity. Gene Ontology annotation, cellular component: cytosol. The record is from RefSeq and is a predicted model, not a curated record. Lineage: Eukaryota; Fungi; Basidiomycota; Exobasidiomycetes; Ceraceosorales; Ceraceosoraceae. The transcript has 3 exons. The coding region runs from base 1 to 1692 and encodes 563 amino acids.
AUGACAUCACUGGCGCACUCUCCAGGCUCGCCUUUUGACCAACAUCUGAGCACAAACACGCCAAGAGCAGUGGCUCAGUCUGCAACACUGCAAAUGCCCGCUCUUGCACUGCCACGGGGACACGAUACCGCAGAUGCGCUUUCCAAGCUGCACUUGAGCGCUAAGUCGACGCCCCGCGAUGCCGAUGCCUCCCACUCCCUCACGACAAAGGAAGAUGACGAGGAGCCGCAAGGUCCAUUCGAGGGUCCAGAGAAGCUCCUCGAGCUCUGGUUUGCCCCUUCAGCUUCAGCACUUCCCGACACAGCUAUGAAGGGUACAUCAGCUCAAGGUCCCAAGAGGGGCCUUUGUGCGAUAGAGAGACCCAGAUGGGAGGCCAUGCUGGAUCUUGUCAGCUGCAAAGUGUUGAGUGUGAUCGAGAACGAGAACUGCGACGCUUUCCUGCUCAGCGAAUCUUCAAUGUUCGUCUUUCCCCAUAAGCUCAUCCUCAAGACCUGCGGUACGACGACACUUCUGCUUGGGCUGGAGCGCAUCUUGCGUCUCGCACACGAAGCGCUCGGCCAGGCGCUUCCUGCUGAGGCGGAGGCCGAGGAGAAGCCGAUCGCGUGCUCCGACUCUGCCGUGGUCAUCUCUUCACGCGAAGAGAAGUCCGCUCGAGCACUCGGUCAAAUCGUGCAGACGGCAUUCUACUCUCGAAAGAGCUUCAUGUUUCCCGAGAGGCAAAAGGGACCACACAGGGAUUGGAUGCUGGAAGUUGCGGUGCUGGACAGGUACAUCGAGAGGGGCUCCGCCUACACUGUGGGGAAGAUGAACGGAGACCAUUGGUUGUUGUACAUGGCUUUAGCCGAUGCCUCAGACCAAGAGCAACGAGCUGCAUCAGUCUUUGCGAACAAGCUGAUUGGACUUCAAGACGAUCACGCCCCCAUCGAAAGGCCUCUGGCUCUACCCUCAUUGGGCCACCCUGGAAGCGAUCAAACGCUUGAAGUGCUCAUGACGCACCUCUCACCGGCGUCUUGUGCCCGAUUCGCGUAUCCUGCAUCGCUUCUCGCACCGGCUGGAGUUGACCGGGGGCAUCACUUGGGAGAGCAGACCUCAGACCUUUUGGGUCUCAGUGCUCUGUUUCCCAAUUCUGAGCUCGAUGCAUACGCCUUUGAGCCUUGCGGCUACUCUGCAAACGCGCUUGUUGCCGAGUCUGCCUUCAACGGCGCAGGCUAUUGGACUGUCCACGUUACACCGGAGGAGGACAGCAGCUAUGCAAGCUUUGAGACCAACGUGGAGAUCGAGACUGUCGAGCCUACUACAUUCGGGGAGUCAGAGGGGGCUGCUACGGGCGAGAAUAAUGCGCUCGCAAAGGCGGGCAUCAACAGCUUCGAAGGCUUGGUCGAGCGGGUAGUGAGCAUCUUUGAGCCUGGUCGGCUGAGCGUCACUCUUUUUGUCUCCACUUCUCGAGUCGAGGAGAGUGAAUCGGGCGAAGAUGCGUCAGAGGCUGUGGGCCAUGCCAACGCGGAUGCGGAAACGGAUACCACAUCGACGCUGAAUGCUUCCACUCUGCUCAAUGCCGAUGCUGGCACCAAAUUGCACUCGCUCGAGCUGCUCGGCUACCGACGUACGGACAGGAUCUUGUACGAGUUCGAAGGGUAUGACCUCGUCUUUGUCAGCUUUGACAAGCGAGGAGCCAGAUUGCCAAGGCGGUAGAGGCCAAUCGAAAGCAGCUACACAGCCCUUGUCAAUUUGCACACAAUUUCGCGAGGUCGAGAUUCUGACAAUGACUUGUAUCAAGUUUCAAAAUUUCAUCAUCUUUGUACAUGCAUGCUCAAUACUACUACUACUAGCU